ACUAUCGUCACAUCCGCCGUGCGUACGUGCGGCUGCCAUAUUACACUUCCGUUCUUCAAGGGUAUCUGAGGCUGAAGUCACCAGGCGAAACAACAUGUACCGGUUUGCCAAAGCUGCAGUCAACGUUACCGGUCAGGCCGUGCGACAGGUUAGGCAUGGAUCUAACGUCCGGCAGGACUUCCACUCCAAGUACGGCAAUGGCCUGAUGAUCGGUGGAGCUCUAUUCUCCACGGCUGUGUGGGCAUAUGUGGUGACUCAGACUGGCAUCACCUGGAAUCUGUCACCAGUCGGAAAGGUCAUGCCCAAACCUUGGAGAGAGGCUGAGGAGGAGUAAAGUGCCGCCCGGACAGUCUCACCUAAUAAACCUUCUUGUUGUACAGAUGACUAAGGAAUAUCUGUGUUCAGACAGUUAAUGCCUGUGUUUGCCCAAAUAAAUUAAAUGUGAUUCUA
Molecule: messenger RNA, 450 nt
Organism: Scophthalmus maximus (turbot)
Lineage: Eukaryota; Metazoa; Chordata; Actinopteri; Pleuronectiformes; Scophthalmidae
Product: cytochrome c oxidase subunit 7B, mitochondrial
Exons: 3
Coding region: 95-334 (79 amino acids)
Biological process (GO): mitochondrial electron transport, cytochrome c to oxygen
Source: RefSeq, a predicted model, not a curated record